AUGGAUAGCGUGGCCAUUAAGGAGCAACCCGGCGACGAGCCCGACGAUGUCCUCUUCGAUCGCAUCUACGGCGUGCGCACCAUCCAGCUCAACAGGCCCAAGAAGCUCAACUCCCUCAAUGGCUCCAUGGCGCGUAAAAUAAUACCCAGGCUACAAGAAUGGUCAAACUCGCAACUCGCCAACGUUGUCAUCGUCAAGGGUGCUGGCCGCGCGCUCUGCGCCGGUGGAGAUGUCGCGGCCCUGGCCAAGCUGAACCAGGAAGGCCCCGAAGGCCAGCAGCAGUCGAAAGACUACUUUGCCCUCGAAUACAAGCUCGACCACCUCAUUGCUACCUACACCAAGCCUUUCAUCUCCUUCAUGGACGGAAUCACCAUGGGUGGUGGUGUUGGCCUGAGCGUGCAUGCCCCGUUCAGGAUAGCUACCGAGAACACGAUCUUUGCUAUGCCCGAGACUACCAUUGGCUUCUUCCCGGAUGUCGGCGCUAGUUUCUUCCUCCCGAGGAUGGACGGACAGAUGGGCACGUACUUGGCCCUGACAAGUGAGCAGCUGAGGGGCGUGGAUGCUUUCUACCACGGCAUCGCAACCCAUUUCAUCCACUCCUCGUCUCUCCCCGACCUCGAGGCUCGUCUUGCCGAACUCACCUUCAAGGAUUACGAUUCUCUGCAGGAACGCUACCACGUAAUCAAUGCCACCAUUGAGGAAUACGUCACGGGCUUGCCCGAAUCGAGACCUGCCAUCUCGGGACCACUCCGCAUGGCCAUUGACGAGUGCUUCGGGCCCCACAGGCAGUCUAUCGGCGACAUAAUCGGUGCGCUGAACAUGGUCAAGGAGUCUGGCAACCCGCUGCUGGGCGAAUGGGCUGAGAAGACCAUCAACACGAUGCAGCAGCGUUCGCCGACGUCGGUUCUUGUUGCACUGAAGCAGAUGCGCAUCGGAGAGGAGUGGAGCAUCUCGGAGGCGUUCCAGCGCGAGCACGCCAUUGCGUCCAAGUUCAUGGAGCACCCCGACUUUGUCGAGGGCGUCACGGCGCGCCUGGUGCGCAAGCAAAAGGAGCGCCCCAAUUGGCAACCCGGCGCAUUCGAGGACCUCAGCGUCCCGGACAUUGAGAAGUUCUUCACCAGCACGUCGUCGCUCGAGCUGCUGAACACGGCCUCCGAGGCCAAUUACAAAAAAUACCCGCACGCGUGGAUUGGCCUUCCGCGCGAAGCUGACGUCCUCAAGACCCGCGUUAACCUGGAGAACAACAAGCAAACGGUGCGACACUUCUUGCAGGAGACGAACAACAAGGUGGGCGUGAGGGAGAAGGUUGAGGAGAUUCUCUCGAGGCACUACGCUGCGUAG
Molecule: messenger RNA, 1341 nt
Organism: Aplosporella prunicola CBS 121167
Lineage: Eukaryota; Fungi; Ascomycota; Dothideomycetes; Botryosphaeriales; Aplosporellaceae
Exons: 3
Coding region: 1-1341 (446 amino acids)
Biological process (GO): L-valine catabolic process
Cellular component (GO): mitochondrion
Molecular function (GO): 3-hydroxyisobutyryl-CoA hydrolase activity
Source: RefSeq, a predicted model, not a curated record